Messenger RNA from Sycon ciliatum, 3318 nucleotides. RefSeq names its product SREBP regulating gene protein-like. The transcript is spliced from 5 exons. The record is from RefSeq and is a predicted model, not a curated record. The coding region runs from base 491 to 1123 and encodes 210 amino acids. Gene Ontology annotation, biological process: positive regulation of SREBP signaling pathway. NCBI's taxonomy places the organism in Eukaryota, Metazoa, Porifera, Calcarea, Leucosolenida, Sycettidae.
UAAAGUAUACUACUAGUAUAGUCAGCAGGGAGUCGUCAACAAACAAGCAGUGGAUUAGUUCUAGAGUAGAGGUUAGCGCGAGGGCUUCGCGUAGAGCAGUCGAAGCUAGCUGUCUUCACUAGCUUUUAGCAAGAGUCCAUAACCGCCGUGGCUUUAGUGAUCCGUGGAGAGCACUUGAGCUCGUUGCGUUUGCCACUCUUGACUUCUGUAGAACACUACAAGCUGGCAGCAAGCGACUCACAGCUUCCGCACGAUAGUGCAGACUGAUGAGAAUUAUAGUCUCGCCUAGCCUAACGCUCCACGGGCAGUAACUGAUCAAGUGCAGUGACAAUCCGUUGUUUUUCAUUUCGCGAAAUAGCACUCAAGGCUCAUGCUGCAGUACGCCCUUUGCUCGAGAUCGACUCUCGUAUCAAACCAGAGUUAUGCCAGCCGACAUCUGCUGUGAGCGAUCAACGCCUAUUGCAAGGACUGGGCCCUGCACAGCGGCUUCAUGAAUCCGUUCAGACUGUUGAGCCAGUUACGUAACGCACUGUUACGCAGACGCGUGCUUGUGGCGCUGAUCGUGGUGGUGGUGCUAACCUACAUGUUCGUCCUGGAUCUGAAGUUUGUGGGCAAGCUUCUCGCGCGACAACCGUCAGUUGCCCCGCGAUCGCCGCCGGCUGAGUUUAUAUGGCGUACCCCUCGCCGCUUGAAAGGUAUCGACCUGCCAGCAGAGUCUUGCAACCACACUAGCCAGGGUCCGACAAUGACGGUUGAUGAUCAAGGUGUGGUGUGUCCAAUGCGCUAUCUCCAACCCGGCGGCUGUUGUCCGCGGCAACACAACAGCAGUGUACAGCACACGUGUAUAUCCUGCAUGCCUACAACACACUGCUGCAGUCGAUGGGAGUACUGUGUGUCCUGCUGCCUACGGCCUCAACAGAAAGUCAGCGUACGUAGCAUGGUGCAGCGAUUGCGUGCGGCACUCUCACCGCUCUACCUGGCUGUCCACGAGCAGUUUGAGUUCUGCACGUCCAAGUGCCGCACUUCAUCCCAGAGCGUGCGUCAUGAGAACACGUACCGUGACCCGAUGUUCAAGCACUGCUAUGGACUGCAGCUGCCGCAGCUUGUUCGGCCACUCCGCUGACAUGCUCUACUGCAGCUGCCGCAGCUUGUUCGGCCACUCCGCUGAUAUGCUCUACUGCAGCUGCCGCAGCUUGUUCGACCACUCCGCUGAUAUGCUCUACUCCAGUACUGCUAUGGGCUGCAGCUGCCGCAGCUUGUUCGACCACUCCGCUGAUAUGCUCUACUCCAGUACUGCUAUGGGCUGCCGCAGCUUGUUCGACCACUCCGCUGAUAUGCUCUACUCCAGUACUGCUAUGGGCUGCAGCUGCCGCAGCUUGUUCGGCCACUCCGCUGACAUGCUCUACUGCAGCUGCGGCAGCUUGUUCGGCCACUCCGCUGACAUGCUCUACUGCAGCUGCGGCAGCUUGUUCGGCCACUCCGCUGACAUGCUCUACUGCAGCUGCGGCAGCUUGUUCGGCCACUCCGCUGACAUGCUCUACUGCAGCUGCGGCAGCUUGUUCGGCCACUCCGCUGACAUGCUCUACUGCAGCUGCGGCAGCUUGUUCGGCCACUCCGCUGACAUGCUCUACUGCAGCUGCCGCAGCUUGUUCGGCCACUCCGCUGACGUGCUCUACUCCACAACAGUACUACCAUCACCACCUUGAACUGCAGCUUUGCAUUGUCGUGCUCUGCUACAUGAUGUGCCGUUGUGAGUGCUCGUUCAACUGACCUCGCAGCUUGUUCGGGCAUGGUGUUGGCACGCUCUACUCCACAACAGCUCUAGUGCUGCCACCUUGAAGUACAGCCGUGCUCUGCUACACGAUGUGCUGUUGUGAGCGUUCACUCGACUGACCUCGCAGCUUGUUCGUGCACGUUUGUUGAUACAUUGUACUCUACUGCUACUGCUGCUACUACUGCCAAGUUACCACCUUCGGCUUCAGCCUUGCACUAUCAUGCUCUGCUACACGAUGUGCCCUGGUGAGUGCUCACUCGAUUGGCCUCGCAGCGCUGUGCAAUGGACUGCGUCACGCUCCGCUGCACCAUUCGUACGACAUCACGAACUGACGCGCAGGGCCAGGACGGCGUCGCUACGUUACACGACGGAGUUGCCGCACGCACGAUGGCUUCCUCCGUCCGAUGCUCUACGCAUGCCGACGAUUAUCCGUAGCGUUGACUUAUGUUGCUCUCCUGGCGAGGCUGGCACUGUUUGCUCUGGCACAUCGUGCAAUUGUAUAGUGCAGCUGACAGCUGACAUGAGCCACUCGACCAGCCGCUACUUGACCGUAGCGUCAGUUGUGCGGUGUUAGUAUCGCCCGCAAACGUAGUGUAUAACAAAGGGUGACUGCUACGUCGCUUCCAGCUCCGCGGACGGUGGCUGGGAUGGACCGCUCUCUCUCUCCUCUCUCUCUCUCUCUCUCUCUCUCUCUCUCUCCCCCCCCCCCCCCCGUCAGUCGUUGUUUGGCCAGUGUGUCACACUGACCCAGCCAUGUGUGGUGGAUAUACCCACGGUUGAAUGCGACGGACGUAUCCACUACUGCUAAUCUGCACCUCAACGUGAGAGAGAGAGAGAGCAAAUGCCGAAGAGGAGAUUCGAGGUGUUGAAGUAUCCUACCGACAUACCGAUGAUGACAAUGCCGGAGCCCGAACUGGUGGAUAACUAUGGAUAAUUUUGCAAUGGGCAAGACAUCCUUCUCUUCGUGCACUGAGCUCACCAGUCACACAGUGCGGAGGCUGCAGAGUCAGAUUGACGUGUCGCGAGCGCUUUCUUACUUCUGUGAAGCGUUCCGCUGUCGUGUUUGUCGUGUUCAGGACGUCCACCGUGUACCAGCAGCUCAUGUUGCCCCUCAAGCAUCUAGUGUGUGUGUGGGUGGGUGUGCGUGUAGACAUUACACUGCCGGAUGGCUGGCUUGUGUCUUGAAGACUUGAUUAUAACAAGAGUACAUCGUCAUUGUAAUCUUGAACGCUCAUGCCUGAACCAUAACCAUGCUUGACUCUCACGUGAUCAUUGGUUUAGCUUGCACUAGCUCUGCCGGCCUGCUAGUAGAUAUUCCCCUUCCCGAGCAUGUCGACCCAUGUCGGAGCUCAGGACGUGUUAACUUUUCAGCAGUACAACAUUUUGUCUACUGUGAACCUCGUCGACAAACUUUCGCUUUAGAUGAACUGCCGUAGUAUUCAUAGCUCUAUUGGAUAUAUCACUGUGUAUUCACUAAUUUAAACUUUCUAUGAAGUAAUAAUUAUGGAUAGAAGAAGAACUCCCGUCAUUGGGAACUGAUAAAA